UUGGCCGAGGAGUUGCAGCGCGUAUGAUUGGUGUCAGAUUCUCCGGUUAAUUUCGUAAAAAAAAUUCUGCAUUGAUAUUUUUUCCGCCGCCGCGCGAGGAAGCAUUCGGAGCUUCGAGGGCGCUCCGUGUUGUCAAAUCCCGGAAUAAUCGCUGAAUAAACGACUCCUGUGCUGCGGCUGUCAUCUCGCGGCAGAGCGGUAGCGACCUUCAAUUCGCAGAGAAGACCAGCAUAAACAAAGACUGGUUUCUGGGCUGCUCCUUCCGUGUUUGUUUUGGUUCUAUUCGCCACCGACGACAGCAACGACGAUGGGACCGUCGCUGCGCGCGCUCCUGCUUUUCUCCCUGUCCACUCUCACCGCCGCUGUGGAUUUCCAGCUGGGAGCGAAAGCCUCGGGACGGUCGUUCGUGAAGCGUCCACUCGUUGAACAGAAAGCCGCGAGCAUCGUAAAGCGGUCCCUGCCGGCAUGGCUGUCUCCGUCACCCGACCACAGGAUCCGACGGAGGAGCGUCGAGCUGGGCGAAAACUGCAGAGCUCUUCAAGGAUACGACACCAAGUUAGCAGACAACACCCACCGUCAUAUCUUCAAUGACCUGAGUGGGUCGGUGUCGCUGGCCUGGGUUGGGGACGGCACAGGGGUCAUCCUGGCGUUGACGACUUUUCAGGUGCCCUUCUUCAUGUUAAGGCUCGGGCAGUCUAAACUCUAUCGAAGUGAGAACUAUGGGAAGUCAUUCGAGGAUGUGACCAGUUUCAUCAACAACACCUUCAUCAGAUCAGAGUUUGGCAUCGCAAUCGGGAACUCCGGGAAAGUGAUCCUGACAGGAGAAGUGUCCGGAGGUUACGGCUCUCGGAUCUUUGUCUCUCAUGACUUCGGAAAGAGUUUCACCCCCCGGGACUUGGCCUUCGUCCCCAUGACGCAGAUCACAUACAGCCCUGAUGAUUCCAAUGGGCUGCUAGCCCUCAGCAGCAGCAAUGAACUGUGGCUGUCGGAGGAUUUUGGCAACAACUGGAAAAAGAUUCACGACAUGGUGUGUCUUGUGAAAUGGGGAAGAAAAAAUACCAUCUUCUUUACAGCCAAUUACAAUGGAUCCUGCAACGAUCGGGGAAUGCUGGAACUGAAAAGGACGACCGACUACGGUAAAAACAUCAAGACCGUCGCCAGUAAAAUCUACUCUUUUGGCCAGGGUGGACGCUUCCUGUUUGCUUCGGUUAUGACAGGCAAGGGCACUCUGAGGAUGAUCCACGUGUCGGUGGACCAGGGCGAGACGUGGAACAUGGCCCAGCUGCCUCCUGUUGGUCACGAGCAGUUCUACUCCAUCCUGGCAGCCAACGAGGAGAUGGUCUUCAUGCAUGUGGACGAGCCAGGAGAUACAGGAUUCGGCACCAUCUAUGUGUCAGAUGACCGGGGCACAGUGUACUCUAAGUCACUGGAGCGCCACCUGUACACCACCACGGGGGGCGAUACAGACUUCACCAACGCCACCUCCAUGCGAGGAGUUUUCCUCACCAGUGUUCUGGCCGAAGAUAACUCUGUGCAUUCUGUGGUGUCCUUUGAUCAGGGAGGAGAGUGGGUUCCCCUGCGGAAACCAGCCUACAGCAAGUGCGAUGCUACAGCCAGAGACCCAGACGAGUGCAGUCUCCACAUCCAUGCAGCUUACAGCAUUGCUAUGAAGCUGAACGUCCCCAUGCUGCCUCUCACUGAACCGAACGCUGUGGGUCUCAUCUUGGCUCAUGGGAGUGUUGGUGAUUCGAUGUCAAUGAUGAAGCCCGAUGUUUAUGUGUCUGAUGAUGGGGGGUACACCUGGAUUAAGGCCCUGGUUGGGCCACAUCACUAUGCUAUCCUGGACUCUGGAGGGCUGAUUGUUGCCGUGGAGCACAGCCCGAAUCAACCGAUCAACAAGAUCAAAUUUUCUACUGAUGAAGGACAGUGCUGGGGUGUUUACAACUUCACCGUAGACCCCAUCUACUUUACUGGGCUGGCGUCGGAGCCGGGAGCUCGCUCCAUGAACGUCAGCGUGUGGGGCUACAGAGACUCCCUCCUCAGCCAGCACUGGAUCUCCACCACCAUCGACUUCAAAGAGCUUCUUACCAGAGACUGUGGCGACAAGGAUUAUGUACAGUGGUUGGCCCACUCAGAUGACAUCAGUGACCCCGACGAUGGUUGCAUGCUGGGGUACAAGGAGAAGUUCUUGCGUCUCAGGAAGGACUCUGUUUGCUGGAAUGGACGCGAUUACCAGGUCAACACCGAGCCAACCCCGUGUCAGUGCACCCUGGAUGACUUCCUGUGUGACUUUGGAUACUACCGUCAGGAGAACAGCUCAGAGUGUGUGGAGCAGCCAGACCUGAAAGGCAAAGUGCUCGAGUUCUGUCUGCACGGCAAAGAGGAGAAGCUGCAGACCAAUGGCUACAGGAAAAUCCCUGGAGAUAAAUGUGAGGGAGGAAAUAUGGAGGAGCGCAAAGAGAUCGACCUCAGCGUGAGGUGUGUGAGUGAUCUGGUGGCCCCUGAACUCCUGAUUGACAGUCGCUCUUCCAACUCUGCAGCCAUCGUGACAACGGUCAUCAUUGUCAUGCUGCUGAGCGUUGCAGCAGGAGUUGUCCUCAUCAAGAAGUACGUCUGUGGUGGCAGGUUCUUGGUUCACAGGUACUCGGUGCUGCAGCAGCAUGUUGAAGAUAAUGCUGCUGAUGGGAUGGACGACCCUCUGGAGACCAACCACACUCAACAUGGCAAGAUAGAGUUUCACGACGACUCGGAUGAGGACCUGCUCGAAUAGCAGGCACAACCUGUUGUGCAACUGAGCUGCAGGUUUCCAUGUCACUCCGAGGCCGGACACUGCUCCUGUCGCUCUUUUGUCACCAGCUACUCUUCUUUUCACCUUCUAUUAUGACUUUGACCCAUCAGACAAAGAGUCUGGUGUGCCAAAAUAUAAGAUGACACUCUGCGCUCAUCUGUGAGAUUUAAUGAAUGUACGGAGGCUUCCUGGGACUAACGCCACAGAGGAAAGUGGUGUUGUAGUGGUUGUGCUUCAGUUAUUGAUUAUGUUUGGGAUAUUUAUUCUAAAGUACAAACAUGUGUGCAGUAAUUUGAACUGCUCACAUUACAAGAGUAAUGGGGUUAAAAGCAGAGGUAGUUAUAUAAAUCCAUCACCAUUGCAUUGAGGGUCCUGGCUGCCAUCACCUGGGAGCGUUCAUGAAAUACUGCUCACUUCUGUCGGAGAUUUUCCUCAUGCAAUUGUACAUAAACCGUUUUUUCUUUGCCAUUUUUGACGUGGUGUGACUUUUGUAGGUUUAAAAAGGGUUGCUGUUGGUUAAUAACUCCCCAAACCAUUUGAGUCUUAAUGCCUACUUUUAAUAAAGUAUUUGUUUGUCAGAAAGUUUACCCCAUACAGCCCAAAGUAUGUAAAGGGUUUUCAGGUCCCUCCUCUGGGCACUGAUUUGUAAAAUCCCUUGUUGUCGUUUGUAUUUGGAAAACAAGCCAGCUUACUGUUACUGCAUGGAAUUUAGAGCCACAGUUGAAGUAAUAAGAUGUACGUGGAAAUUUCCAUGCGCAUUGGUUUUGAUAGCAAUAACAAUGUUUGGAUUUAGUAAAUUGUCAACACAAGUUAAGUAAUCGUAAUGGCACAUUUGAUGAAUGGGGGUGUCAUAGUGAUGAACACAUUACACAAUGCAUAGGAGGGCAAAGUGUGUCUGCUUAAAGACAGGAUUUAAUCUGUGUAAAUCUGCGGUUCUAACUGCCCAAAGCACAAGGUCCUUUCCUAAAUGUGACCUAAUGAUUUAUGUGAUAAGACUGUAACGAUCACUUUAGUGAUUACCAAGUUGAGUUUAAAGUCAUUUGAGCAGUUUUUGUACUAACAAGAUUUUGAAAUUGUUUAACAAAUUAUUAUUGUUGGAUAGUAUAAAACUGCAGAUAUUUUUACACCCGAUUCAACUUAAUACAUCAAUAUGAUUUAGGAACAGAAGCAUAGGAGCAAUAAAUUUAAUUAUGUAAAUGUUGUACAGCAUAAAGUGUAGCCUUUUAGAGCUAACAGUUUUUAAUUGAUAUUUGAACCUGAGGCAUAGCAAAUUUCCACAAAAAACAGGGUUGUUUCAAUGUUUUGCAUUUAGGUCAACUGCUGUUUUUGUCUUUUUAUCAUCUUAAUACUGCUGUUUUUUUCCCCAAACCUCUUUUACAAUUGUCUGUCUUGUGUUAAAUACGUUGCUUUCAUGCAGGAUUGAUUUCUCUUGUUGAUUGAGAGUACAGUAAAUUGGAUGUGGUUAUACAAGUGCCUGUUGUGAGGAUGUGAUGUGAGGCCGUGCCCAAUUUGUGGCUAGCAUCACUCUAUGAUUCAUAUCAAGUGUAACCAAUUCCAUCCAAAAUGUCACAGAUGCCCUCAAUUUGCACUUGUUGCCUAAAUUGAAUCCUUGAGCAGUGAUGUUUCAUACAAACUCCCAUUGAACUGCAUGUUAACUUACUGUUUAAAUCCAGACCUUGGUCAAGAAAAAUAAGCUCACAGUAACCUGAAUAUUCUCUUCGAUGUCUUGGUACAAUGCAUCAGUUUGACAAGUGAUAUUAAAAACCAUAGUGGAUACACGCUUAUUAUGUAGUAAUUAUACACUGGGAGACACUUGCAAGGUACAUAUAAUGGUUUAUUGCAUUAAGUGAAAGUAACAUUUUUCUUACGGUUUAAAAUUGCUGUAUAAAUGUGAUGGCUCUGUAAAUAUACAAAAGGUACAGCUUUGUUUCUGUUCUGUAUAUUUGAGGCAAUUUUCUUUGGGUUUGGCAAUAAAUUCAUACGUUCCUCUUUU
This is a messenger RNA of Pungitius pungitius (ninespine stickleback), 4781 nucleotides long. It is a transcript of the gene sort1b, whose product is annotated as sortilin 1b. Gene Ontology annotation, cellular component: Golgi apparatus; membrane. The record is from RefSeq and is a predicted model, not a curated record. Bases 308 to 2770 code for a protein of 820 amino acids. Gene Ontology annotation, biological process: Golgi to endosome transport; vesicle organization; endocytosis. Gene Ontology annotation, molecular function: protein binding. Lineage: Eukaryota; Metazoa; Chordata; Actinopteri; Perciformes; Gasterosteidae. The transcript has 20 exons.